CAUAGUGAUCGUACUCAGGCAGAACUAACAGACCGCCGCAGAUUGCUGCUUUGUUCUCAGACAGAGCUGAAAGAUAGCGGGAGAAUGGGGCGCUGGUUUCUCUGGGGCUUUCUAUUGCUGUUACAAGUUUGCGGCUUCGGUUCGGCUGAUGAAGAGUGGAAGAAAAUUCGAGAAAAGGUGUCAGAAGCUGUUAAUGGAUACACGCCGUGCAACCCUGUCAACUGCAGCUGCCAUCUUAGUGUCCUCCACAAUGACCUGAAGCUCUUUGAAAGGGGAAUCUCUCAGGAUGUCAUGGCAGCUACUGUUCAGAAAGGAGUGGGCACACACUACCAGAUCAUUGGACACAAACUAUACCGAGAGCAUAACUGCAUGUUCCCUGCAAGGUGCAGUGGAGUGGAACAUUUCAUACUGGGGGUGAUUGACAGGCUGCCUGACUUGGAGAUGGUGGUAAAUGUGAGGGAUUACCCCCAAGUCCCCAACUGGGUGCAACCAAUUCUGCCUGUCUUCUCAUUCAGUAAGACACCAGAAUAUCAGGACAUCAUGUACCCAGCGUGGACAUUUUGGGAGGGCGGGCCUGCCGUGUGGCCCAUAUACCCUACUGGACUGGGGAGAUGGGAUCUGAUGAGGGAUGAACUGAAAAAGUCUGCAGCACAGUGGCCAUGGAAGAAGAAAGAUACUCGAGGAUUCUUCAGAGGCUCCAGAACGAGCCCAGAGCGUGACCCCCUUAUUCUUCUGUCCAGAGAAGCUCCCGAUCUUGUUGAUGCAGAGUACACCAAGAACCAGGCCUGGAAGUCAGAGAAGGACACACUUGGUAGACCCCCAGCUAAAGAAAUCCCCCUGGUUAAUCACUGUAAAUAUAAAUAUUUAUUCAACUUCCGGGGUGUGGCGGCAAGCUUUCGCCUCAAACAUCUCUUCCUGUGCGGUUCGCUGGUCCUUCAUGUGGGUGAUGAAUGGCAGGAGUUCUUCUACCCUCAGCUCAAGCCCUGGGUCCACUACAUCCCAGUUAAGCAGGACCUGUCUGAUGUCAGGGAGCUGCUCCAGUUUGUCAAAGAAAAUGAUGUUAUCGCACAGGAGAUCGCCUCCAGGGGUCAGGAAUUCAUCCUCAACCACCUUCAAAUGGAAGAUAUUUCCUGCUACUGGGAGAGACUCCUGGCUGGGUUUGGCCAGCUUCUCACCUUUAAACCUGAAAGAAAGAGCAACUACAAACAGAUUGUACAGAAACCUAUCAAAACGGAGCUUUAAACUCUGCAGGACCAGGGCAGAUAUUGUGAAGGAGAAUCAACAGUAACGAAUAUUUUCGCCUGGAGUUUAAGUUAUUUUAUUUUACUGAUUGUGUCACAGUUUUAGAAAAAAAAUCACAGUUUUAAAACUUUGUUUCAUAUAUAUUUGUAGUUUGUUCUCCAAACAGCCACUAGAGGGCUUGUGUAUCUACAGUGUACUGGUUCAUAGAGAUAAUUUAAGGUCAGUAAUUGCUUUUUCUCUGUUUAUUGAUCUUUGAUACAGUAUAGUGGCCAUAAUCAACUGCUCAACCUCUUUAAAUAGUAGGAAGUACUUCUGUUAGGAGACAAAGUAGUUCAGGAUCAUUGUUUGGCUCAAAGGUGAAUCUGUCCCAUUCUCAAGUCUUUUGCAUUGUCCAACAGGAUUUCUAUCAAUUGUACUUUGGUUUUAGCUCCAUAUAUCUUUCCAACAACUCUGACCAACUUCUCUCCCCCUGAUGAAAGCAAAGGAUCCCAGAGCAUGAUGCUCCCACCAUCAGGUGUCAUGGUGGGGUGAUCUUCAGUCUUAGAUUACCACCCUGGGUGGCAAUUUGUCUUGUAGGCCUUCAUGAUGAUGUAUAUUAACUAAUGUUGUCUAACUAAUUGUACAUCUGAGGCGAGAGAAAAAUAUUUAAAGGUAAACUUUACAGAAAAAUUGGACAUAAAUGAGGGCUGGAAAGGUGGAAAAAUGUAGUUUAUUAACCUAAAAGAAAGGUUUAUCCUAAUAUUUUGAAGAAUGUAUCUCGCUGCUUUCUGACAGGGUUUUUUUGGACUUGAAAAAUAUUGAAGACUGGUGUUUCCUUUUACACAAAGUGCCAAGAGAAAGCAAUAGUUUUCAUGUAGAUGUUUCUUAUGCUAGAGGUUUAACAAAUUUCAUGUCUUUUUGUGAAUUAAGUGUGUCAGGGAUGGUGUUUAGAUUUGAUUGAUGAAAUCAGUACAGCAGGAUUAUAUUGAAUAUGUUGUAGUAUUUGUACUGUCCUGCUAGGUAGACCCAUGCUUAUGUUGGCUUAUUUAGUUACGAGUUUGUGAAUUUGUGAUCUGAUUUGACCAAAGAAGCUCUCAUCAUUGUGUGAAUAUAAUUAUGGUUGUUUUCAGUUUGUUUCUUUAUAACAGUAAAUUUGUGAAAAUAAAAGAACUUUCAACUUGA
Molecule: messenger RNA, 2403 nt
Organism: Girardinichthys multiradiatus
Lineage: Eukaryota; Metazoa; Chordata; Actinopteri; Cyprinodontiformes; Goodeidae
Gene: poglut1
Product: protein O-glucosyltransferase 1
Exons: 11
Coding region: 85-1242 (385 amino acids)
Biological process (GO): positive regulation of Notch signaling pathway; protein O-linked glycosylation
Cellular component (GO): endomembrane system
Molecular function (GO): UDP-xylosyltransferase activity; UDP-glucosyltransferase activity
Source: RefSeq, a predicted model, not a curated record